ACCCGCCGCUGCUGCAUCACGCUGGUGACGUCACUCCGGAGUGAAAUUAGCUUCUCGACUAGCAGCGGCUGAGCUGAGACGUUAGCACCUCCGUUACCGGGUUUUUUUUUAAACUAAACGUAAACGGUGAAGCAUGGCCGGCAGCGCGGGAGAGUGGUGCCUGAUGGAGAGUGACCCCGGAGUGUUCACGGAGCUCAUCAAAGGUUUCGGUUGCAAAGGCGCCCAGGUUGAAGAGAUCUGGAGCAUGGAGCCGGAGAACUUUGACAACUUGAAACCAGUCCACGGGCUGAUCUUCCUCUUCAAGUGGCAGCCAGGUGAGGAGCCAGCAGGGUCGAUCGUUCAGGAUUCAAGGCUGGACCACAUCUUCUUUGCUAAACAGGUCAUUAACAACGCCUGUGCCACCCAGGCAAUCGUCAGCGUUCUGCUCAACUGCUCCCAUUCUGACAUGUUGCUCGGCGACACGCUGACGGAGUUCAGAGAGUUCUCGCAGAGUUUCGACGCUGCUAUGAAAGGUUUGGCUCUCAGCAACUCCGAAGUCAUCCGGCAAGUUCACAACGGCUUUGCCAGACAGCAAAUGUUUGAAUUUGAUGCAAAGUCGUCAGCAAAGGACGAGGACGCCUUUCACUUUGUGAGCUACGUCCCCGUAAACGGUCGGCUAUACGAGUUGGACGGACUUCGGGAAGGACCAAUUGACCUGGGUGCGUGCAACCAGGAUGACUGGAUCAGCGCAGUCCGCCCGGUGAUAGAGAAAAGAAUACAGAAGUACAGCGAAGGAGAGAUCCGAUUCAACUUAAUGGCCAUUGUGUCAGACAGAAAGAUGAUAUAUGAGAGAAAAAUUGCAGAGCUCCAGACUCAGCUCACUGAGGAUGAACCAAUGGACACAGACCAGAGCAGCACGUUUCUUAGCUCCAUCCAAUCAGAGAUCGCCAAGUACCAGCUCCUUAUCGAAGAGGAAAAUCAGAAACUUAAAAGAUAUAAGAUCGAAAACAUCCGACGAAAGCACAACUACCUUCCCUUCAUCAUGGAGCUACUGAAGACGCUGGCAGAGUGCCAGCAGUUAAUACCUUUGGUGGAGAAGGCGAAGGAGAAACAGAGCGCCAAAAAAGCCCAGGAGGCCAAGUAAACAAUGACAACACACCUGAACAAAGAAGCCAACACACACACCCACACACACAUCCAGAAUCCAGUCACUCUUUCAUCACUGAGCCACAUACAGAUACUGUACAUCAUCUGUCAUAUUCAUAUUAAAGACCACGGAUGGUCUGCGGCACGUCGCCGCCGUCGCAUCACGUCGAAACCAUCCAGACCUUAAGAAGUGCACUGCAGGUGUAGCAGAGAGAGACUGUCCAUGUGUGUGUCCAUCAGCUCUAAUGCAUGAUAGAAGGAAAGAUGUGCUCAGAUUAUGUUCUGUCUUAUUUUCAUAAUAAAAUGCCUAGAUGUUUGUGAA
Molecule: messenger RNA, 1447 nt
Organism: Larimichthys crocea (large yellow croaker)
Lineage: Eukaryota; Metazoa; Chordata; Actinopteri; Sciaenidae
Gene: uchl5
Product: ubiquitin carboxyl-terminal hydrolase L5
Exons: 11
Coding region: 134-1123 (329 amino acids)
Biological process (GO): protein deubiquitination; ubiquitin-dependent protein catabolic process
Cellular component (GO): Ino80 complex; cytoplasm
Molecular function (GO): cysteine-type deubiquitinase activity; proteasome binding
Source: RefSeq, a predicted model, not a curated record